This is a messenger RNA of Solanum lycopersicum (tomato), 1581 nucleotides long. NCBI's taxonomy places the organism in Eukaryota, Viridiplantae, Streptophyta, Magnoliopsida, Solanales, Solanaceae. The record is from RefSeq and is a predicted model, not a curated record.
UAAGCCUAGAAACAAACAUGUCCUUGGGAAUAUCAAAGGAUGACCAUUUUCUGUAGAAGAAAGAGUACACGUUGUUUAAGAAGGACCGCGUCUCAUCUUGUAGUCAAACGUGUCUCCUCAUCACUUCACCUUUUCUUGAAUCUUCUUCUAUGCGUCUGCCACAACACCACCAAUACUCUCUUUUCAAUUUGUGGGUUCAUAUAAAAUUCAUACUUCCCCUGUUUUUUUUACUUGUUUUGGCAUAUUGGGUCACUGUUUUCAAUUGCAACUUUUCAUUCACUUUUGCUUGGGGUAAUCAAUAGUAGGAAUGGUUCAGAUUAAGGAAUUUCGAAUUGUGGUGCCCUUAUCAUUGGUAGAGUAUCAGGUAGCUCAGAUGUACAUGGUCAUGAAAAUGCAACAGGAAACCACCAUAGGCGAUGAAGGAGUGGAGGUUUUACAGAACAAACCAUUUAGUGAUGAUGAAUUUGGAGAGGGCCAGUACACAUCAAAGUUCUACCACUUGUAGAGCAAAGAGCCAUUUUGGGUUACUACAUUUGCACCAGCUGAUGCCCUUGUGAUGCAAGAGGAAGCCUGGAAUGCAUAUCCUAAAUGUCGAUCAGUUGUUAAGUUACCAUAUUUUUCGAAGUUCUUUAUGAGUGUCGACACUAUCCACAAAGCUGACAAUGGGUAUUCUGAGAAUGUGCAUGGCCUGAGUGAGAACCAACUGGCAGUUAGGCAGGUGGAAUUUAUUGAUAUUGCUUCAGCUGCCACUGAUUAUUGGAGUUACGUAGUUGGAAGAAACAAUGUUGAUUUCUCUAAUUUCCAAUCAGCAAGAUGUGGUCGUGGACCACUCUUGGAAGGCUGGCAGGACCUCUGUAAUCCCGUUAUGACAACAUACAAACUGGUGACCGUAGAUGCUCCAUACUGGGGGUUUGGGAGCAGAUUGGAACAAGCUUUGAUGGCGGGGGAAAGGUCACUUUUCCUAGAAAGCCAUCGUAAUUGCUUUGCCUGGAUUGAUGAAUGGUUUGGGUUGACAGUAGAGGUGUUGCGUGAGUUGGAGCGACAGAGUGAUUAUGCAUUGAAUAUGAAACUUGGCCGGCCUUGCUCGGCAGAGAGUUGGAUGACACAAGAGGAAUCUCCACUUGAAGGCGAAAAGUCUGUUGCAUGAAUGUGUGAUGUUCAUAUCUUUGUUUAACAGCUGUUGGUAUGGUUUUCAGAUUCGUAUACGUGGAGUGGGUCACCUAUCAUAGAAGUUUAUUGGCUUUACAAUGUAGUUUGCUGCGGCGAUAUGUAUGCUGUCCGCAGUGUAGUUUGCUGCGGUGGUAUGUAUGCUGUCAGCUUGUACAUGAAAAGGCAGGGCAGAUGUUAAUAUUAUCCACAUGUAGCAAGGUUUUGUUUUCUGAUGCUUCUAUUUUUUUAGAAGUAAGAUUAGGUAAAAAUGAAAGUUAUGUAGAACUGGAGACACAUUUUAGUGUAUGUUGGUUAGCUUAUUGAUCAUAAAGGCAUGAAGUGUAUAUGAUGAUAGUUUAGAAAUACAAUUGAAUUUUCGUGUACAUUUUCUGGAUUCAUUUUUAGGGAUCUUUAAUCUUUACUUAUUUGCAC